Messenger RNA from Effrenium voratum, 1798 nucleotides. Lineage: Eukaryota; Dinophyceae; Suessiales; Symbiodiniaceae. The record is from the annotation of a GenBank genome assembly.
CUGCAAACAUGCACCGUUGAGUGAGCGCCUUGCCAUGGUCGCCGCUGUGCCGCUGUGCGCAUGUCGCUGGUGCUAUGGGAGUCAUGCUUGCCUGUUGUAAGGAGGAGAAGAUGGAGGUCCGAAAGCGAUCGCAUUCCCAGGUGUCAAAGUCGCACGUGGAAGAGAACCAUAGCAAGGCCCGGGCCAACCUCUCCGUCAAGGCGGGGGCCUUCUCCAUCGGCGCCUUUGCGGCUUCCAACCGCGGGCAGCUCGAGGACUUCUACGAGGUGGAGACCAAGGUUAUUGGAGAAGGUUCCUACGGAUCUGUACAGAAAUGCAUGUACAAGGACACAGGGCAGUGGAGAGCCGUCAAGACAAUCAACAAGAAGUUGGUCAAGAACCCGGAACAAUUUAAAGAAGAGAUGACAAUCAUGAAGCUCCUGGACCAUCCGAACAUCGUUCGCUUGCACGAGACCUUCGACGACGAGCGCAACGUUUACCUCGUGUUGGAGAUCUGCAACGGCGGAGAGCUCUUCGACCGCAUCGUGGCGGACGGGAAGUUCACGGAGAAGGCGGCCGCCUUUUGUGUCCAGCAGAUGCUUCGAGCCGUGAACUACAUGCACCUCAAUUGUAUCAUGCAUCGGGACCUCAAGCCCGAGAACUGGCUCCUCGCGGAGACGGAAGCGAUCGAAAAGACCUCGCUGAAGCUGAUCGACUUCGGGCUAUCCAAGCGCUUUGCCCCGGGAGAGUUUGCUCUCACAAAGGCGGGAACUCCGUACUAUGUAGCCCCUGAGGUGCUUUCUGGUCGCUACAACGAGCUCAGUGAUGUGUGGAGCAUUGGUGUGAUCAUGUACAUCCUGCUCAGCGGAUCGCCGCCUUUCGCGGGCAAGGACACCACAGAGGUUUUGGAGGCCGUGCGACGGGCCGAGCUCACCUUCGAUCAGAAGGAGUGGAAGGCCAUCUCCCAGGAGGCUCAAAACAUGCUGAAGGUGCUCCUGACGAAGGAUCCAAGGGCGAGGGUCAGCGCUGAUGCGGCCCUGAAGGAGGAGUGGCUCACCAAGCAGCACACCGCGUCUCAAGAUCUGGUCCAAGCUUCACAGGUUGUCGUGCAGAAUCUGAAAAGCUUUGCAGUGAUGAACAAGCUGAAGAAGGCAGCGCUGAACGUCAUUGCCACUCAGCUUACAGAUGAUGCCAUCAAAGACCUCAAGGAGCUCUUCAUGGCCAUGGACGACAACAACGAUGGCACGCUGAGCGUGGGCGAGCUGAGGGAAGGCCUCGAGAAGGCCGGCGUUGCCGUGCCUGCAGACCUGGCCGCGAUGAUGGAGAGGAUCGACACAGACGGCAGUGGUGUGAUCGACUACUCAGAGUUCAUGGCUGCGACUUUAGACAAGCGCGAGUGGGUUGCCGAGGAUGCCUGUUGGCGUGCCUUCAAGACCUUCGAUCAAGAUGGGAGCGGCAGCAUCGACAAGGAGGAGCUCAUGAAGUUGUUGGGCGGAAGCACCGUGGUCAACGAUAUGCAGAUCAAGUACACUGCAAAAGAGGUUGAUGCCAUCAUGAAGGAAGUGGACCUCAAUGGCGAUGGCAAGAUCGACUUCGAGGAGUUCAUGGCCAUGAUGCGGAAGAUGCCCAAGGACCGGAAGGCCAUCAUCGGCAUCGGCUUGGGCUCGCCUUCCAAGCCGAAGCCAUAGGCGUCAUAGGCUUCGGCGUCGGGUAAGGCUCUCAACACCCCCUUCCGGAUUCUGUGUGUUGCACCGACACGAGUUGGCGAGUUCCGGCUUGUUUUGGGCAAAGGCCCAUGGGAUUAUGAGUCGACCUUGUG